Molecule: messenger RNA, 1992 nt
Organism: Gymnogyps californianus (California condor)
Lineage: Eukaryota; Metazoa; Chordata; Aves; Accipitriformes; Cathartidae
Gene: DACH1
Product: dachshund family transcription factor 1
Source: RefSeq, a predicted model, not a curated record
AUGGCCGUACCGGCUGCUUUGAUCCCUCCGACCCAGCGUCCCCCUCAGCCUCCGGUCUCAACUUCUGCCGCCUGCACCACCACCACCACCACCUCCUCGUCGGCCACCUCCUCUCCGUCUCCGUCCAUCGCUCCCCCGCCGGCCGCUUCGGGGACAAACCUAUUCCGGCCGGAGCCCAUCGCAGCGGCGGCGGCGGCGGCGGCAGCGGCGGCCACAGUCACCUCCACCACCAGCGGCGGCGGCGGUAACGGCAGCAGCAGCGGCGGCAGCGGCGGCGGCAGCCCCAGCCUGGGCACCGGCGGCGGCGGCGGCGGCGGCAGCGGCGGCGGCGGCAGCGGCGGCACCUCCACUCCCAAUGCCAGCGCGGCCAGCGCGGCCAGCAGCCUGCCCGGCAAGCCCGUGUACUCGACCCCGUCCCCGGUGGAGAACACCCCCCAGAAUAACGAGUGCAAGAUGGUGGAUCUGAGGGGGGCCAAAGUGGCCUCCUUCACCGUGGAGGGCUGCGAGCUCAUCUGCCUGCCCCAGGCUUUCGACCUCUUCCUGAAGCACUUGGUGGGGGGCUUGCACACGGUCUACACCAAGCUGAAGCGGCUGGAGAUCACGCCCGUGGUCUGCAACGUGGAGCAGGUCCGCAUCCUGAGGGGGCUGGGAGCCAUCCAGCCCGGGGUCAACCGCUGCAAACUCAUCUCCAGGAAGGAUUUCGAGACCCUCUACAACGACUGCACCAACGCCAGUUCUAGACCUGGAAGGCCUCCUAAGAGGACUCAAAGUGUCACCUCCCCAGAGAAUUCUCAUAUUAUGCCACAUUCUGUCCCAGGCCUAAUGUCUCCUGGAAUCAUCCCGCCAACAGGCCUGACAGCAGCAGCUGCAGCGGCAGCAGCUGCCACCAAUGCUGCCAUAGCAGAAGCAAUGAAAGUGAAAAAAAUUAAAUUGGAAGCUAUGUCCAACUAUCAUGCAAAUAAUAACCAGCAUGGAGCAGACUCUGAAAAUGGAGAUCUGAAUUCAAGUGUCGGAUUGGAACUUCCUUUUAUGAUGAUGCCCCACCCGUUAAUUCCCGUGAGCCUACCUCCAGCAUCUGUCACGAUGGCAAUGAGCCAGAUGAAUCACCUUAGUACCAUCGCCAACAUGGCGGCAGCAGCACAAGUGCAGAGUCCUCCAUCCAGAGUUGAGACAUCUGUUAUUAAGGAACGUGUUCCAGACAGCCCUUCUCCUGCUCCUUCUCUUGAAGAGGGCCGAAGACCUGGCAGCCAUCCAUCCUCUCAUCGAAGCAGCAGUGUGUCCAGCUCUCCUGCACGGACCGAGAGCUCUUCAGACAGAAUCCCUGUCCAUCAGAAUGGGCUAUCUAUGAACCAAAUGCUGAUGGGUUUGUCACCUAAUGUCCUGCCUGGACCUAAGGAGGGUGAUCUGGCUGGUCAUGACGUGGGACAUGAGACAAAAAGAAUACACAUUGAGAAAGAUGAGACCCCGCUCUCCACACCAACCGCAAGAGACAGCCUUGACAAACUUUCUCUAACUGGGCAUGGGCAACCACUACCUCCGGGUUUUCCAUCUCCUUUUCUAUUCCCUGAUGGAUUGUCCUCCAUAGAGACCCUUCUGACUAACAUCCAGGGUCUACUAAAGGUUGCUAUAGACAAUGCCAGAGCUCAAGAGAAACAGGUCCAACUGGAAAAGACAGAGCUGAAGAUGGAGCUCUUCAGGGAACGAGAACUGAGGGAAACACUUGAAAAACAGUUGGCCGUGGAGCAGAAGAACAGAGCAAUAAUUCAGAAAAGGCUAAAGAAGGAAAAGAAGGCAAAGAGGAAAUUGCAGGAAGCACUUGAAUUUGAGACUAAACGGCGGGAGCAAGCAGAACAGACACUGAAACAGGCAGCUUCAACAGAUAGUCUCAGGGUCCUAAAUGACUCUCUGACCCCAGAGAUAGAAGCUGACCGCAGCGGGGGCAGAACAGAUGCUGAAAGGACAAUACAAGGUUCACUAGAUGCCUAUGCCUAG